CAAUAGCAGGGGAGAAAUCAUCAGCGCCACCAAUCGGAACAAACGUCCUCAGAGGAAAAAGAAACCCUAAAUUGCUGUCUAUAUAAACCUCAAAAACCCUACCUUCUGCUAUUCGGUUCGCUUCAGCCGCAGAAAUGUCGAAGCGAGGACGUGGAGGGUCAGCUGGAAACAAGUUCAGGAUGUCACUGGGUUUACCAGUGGCAGCCACAGUGAACUGUGCUGAUAACACUGGUGCUAAGAACCUUUAUAUCAUCUCGGUGAAAGGAAUCAAGGGCCGUCUCAACCGGUUGCCCUCUGCUUGUGUUGGAGAUAUGGUGAUGGCUACCGUCAAGAAAGGGAAGCCUGAUCUCAGGAAGAAGGUUUUGCCUGCUGUCAUUGUGAGACAACGCAAGCCAUGGCGCCGAAAGGAUGGUGUUUACAUGUACUUUGAAGACAAUGCCGGUGUCAUUGUGAAUCCAAAAGGAGAAAUGAAAGGUUCUGCUAUAACUGGUCCAAUUGGGAAGGAGUGUGCUGAUCUUUGGCCAAGGAUUGCAAGUGCAGCCAAUGCUAUUGUUUAGGAAGUCAGAAUCUGUGCUUUGGACUAUAAUAUUAUAGUUUGCUGCUUCAAUAUUUUGUUGUAUUUCUUUUUGGAUUUGAAGAAAUGUACUUUAUGGACAGGUUUUCCGAUAUAAGAGAAGAAAAUUUUUGUUGGCAAA
This is a messenger RNA of Gossypium raimondii (Peruvian cotton), 695 nucleotides long. RefSeq names its product 60S ribosomal protein L23. The transcript is spliced from 4 exons. The coding region runs from base 135 to 557 and encodes 140 amino acids. NCBI's taxonomy places the organism in Eukaryota, Viridiplantae, Streptophyta, Magnoliopsida, Malvales, Malvaceae. Gene Ontology annotation, cellular component: ribosome; cytosolic large ribosomal subunit. The record is from RefSeq and is a predicted model, not a curated record. Gene Ontology annotation, biological process: translation. Gene Ontology annotation, molecular function: large ribosomal subunit rRNA binding; structural constituent of ribosome.